AUGGUAUUUGAAAAUUCGUUCACUACAGACAAUUCAUGUCCUUUGGACUUACCUUAUUCAUGUACUAACUCAACACCCAUUGAGAAUUCAUGUUGCUUCGAAAACCCUGGUGGUAUCAUGUUACAAACACAAUUUUGGGAUUAUUACCCACCAAUUGGUGGUAACGAAACUUUCACUUUACAUGGGCUUUGGCCAGAUAAUUGUGAUGGGUCAUAUGAACAAUUUUGUGAUAGAAAUUUAGAAAUUCAUGGCGUUGAACCCAUUUUAGAUAAGUUUGAACCGGGUUUAUACGAUGAGAUGAAGACUUAUUGGAAGAAUUUCAAUGGUAAUGAUGAACUGUUAUGGGAACAUGAGUUCAACAAACAUGGAACAUGUGUUAAAACCAUUAGACCUCAAUGUUAUGGAAAUUUCCAAAAUGAUAGAAACGUUUAUGAUUACUUUAAAGUAGCUACUAAUCUUUAUAAGAGCUUACCAACAUUUGAAUUCUUAAAAGAAGAAGGAAUUGUUCCUAGUAACGAAAAGACUUACACCAAAAAACAAAUUGACGAUGCAUUAACUAAACAUUUCGGUCAGAAAGUCUUCUUUAAAUGUAAUAAGUAUCAAGGAUUACAAGAAAUUUGGUAUUUCCAUCAUUUGAAAGGUUCUUUAUUACAAGAGAACUUUAAACCUAUUGAUACUUUGAGCCAUUCAAGUUGUCCUGAAACAGGUAUUAAAUUCUUCCCUAAAGGUGCAUUAGGUCCUUCUCCACCACCAUCGCCUGGAAGAAGAGGAUACCUCAAGAUCUCCAACGGUUGUUUGAUCUCAAAUGGUAAGUUCUUUACUAAAGGUACUUGCGCAACUUUCAGACUUGUUAAUGCUGAAUUUGGAGGUUACAAUAUUCUUUCAAGUAAAGGAACUUGUGGAAUUGUUGAUGAUAAGAUUGUAUGUAACAGAUCUAAAAUCACCAAGAAUCAAUUCAACUUCAAAGAUGGAUUAGUUGGAUUUAACAGUAAAUUCAAAUGGUGCAUUGAAGGAAGUAAAGACCAAAAGGAUGUGGUAUUAUCUGACGGAACUUGCGAAGAGUUUGAAAUUAGACUUCAAUAA
Messenger RNA from Yamadazyma jaroonii, 1083 nucleotides. NCBI's taxonomy places the organism in Eukaryota, Fungi, Ascomycota, Pichiomycetes, Serinales, Debaryomycetaceae. The record is from the annotation of a GenBank genome assembly.